Linepithema humile (Argentine ant) is the source of this 2119-nucleotide messenger RNA. Lineage: Eukaryota; Metazoa; Arthropoda; Insecta; Hymenoptera; Formicidae. The record is from RefSeq and is a predicted model, not a curated record.
UGUUUCGUCAUAUGUUUUCAUAAUUGUCAGCUAGGCUAAUUGUUUGCCGGCGACUUGGUUGCCAAGGAACUAGAAAUAAAGUCGCAGAGACCAGCAGCAACUUUGUUUCUAGUCUCUUGGCAACCAAGUCGCCGGCAAACAAUCACGUGCGUAAGCGUUUACAAAUUUCAGUGUUCCCAGUGGCGUCAACGAUUUCUCUCGUUCUCUUAUACUUUUCGACGAGAAAGAUUAUUGUAUCGAAUUUAGUUGCUUCAGUCACUCGAAACGGGCACAAUGUCUUUAAGUAUUGCAACUAGAAUGAAUGUGUGGGAUUAUUAUAUGAAACUGCCGAAUUUGAAAGCACAAUGCAAGUUUUGUGAAAAUAGAUACGAUUAUAUAACCCCCAUAAACUUCCAAAGACAUAUAGAAACUCAACAUCAAGAAAUUUGGAAAUACGAAGAAAAACGAAAACUGGAAUGUUAUCUGGAUUCUCAUAUAAAAAGGAUACAUUCGGACAAAUUAAAAAAUAUGCUAGAAACAUGUAAUACAGUUGAUUCGUCAGAAUCAGUCUCAUUACAUCAAACGGACACGAUGUCACUUAGACAUGUAGGAACUCAACAUCCAGAAAUUUGGAAAUAUGAAGAAGAAAGAAAAUUGAUGAAAUGGCCAUGGAUGUAUUUUAAGUAUCUUAAUAACUUAUAUUCACAAUGUGUUAUUUGUUGUGCAAAUAUUCUAUCUACAUCUGAAUGUGUAAAAGAUCAUUUGAAUUCACAUUCUGAAGAGCAACAAAAGAAUUAUUAUAUAUAUCGAGUUUGGCCAUGGAAAUAUUGCACACAAAGAGGUGACUUUAUAGUGAAAUGUAAUAUUUGUUGCAACAAUUUGUCUCUUUCUGUAUGCAGUCAUCUGGAUUCUCAUAUAAAAAAGAUGCAUUCAGAUAAAUUGAAAAUUAUGCAAGAAACACACAACACAGUCAAUUCAUCGAAACAUGUUUCAUCAUUUGAAAUGGACCCAAUGUCAUUAAAAGAUAGUUGCAUCGAGAUAUCCAAUUUUUGGGUACAUAUUAAAGAAAUGCAUAAAAAAAUUUUUAAUCUUGAAGAAAAAUUUCGAAGUUUACAUGGACCAUCAAGAACAUACUUUAAAUAUUUCAACUCAAUGACUUUGAUGUGCAUCAUUUGUAACAAAAAUGUUUUAUUUUUAUCUGAAUGUUUAGAAGAUCACUUAUACUCGCAUUCUAGAGAAGAGUUAAUAAAACAUACAUUUCAUCAUUGGCUAUGGAAAUAUUGUGAAAAAAAAAAUAAUUUUGUGGUGGAAUGUGAUAUUUGUCACAACAACUUUUUUCUUUCUAAUGAAACUCCUCUGGAUCAUGAAUAAAAGUGACAUUUGGAUAAAUGGAAAAAUACGACGGAAGAAACACAUGACACAGUUGAUUAGUCAGUACACGUUUCAUCGAUUAAAAUGGAUACAAUGUUUAUGUUAUUAAAAGAUUGUUAUUAUUUUCGAAAUGUCCAACUUUGGACUUUACAUAUAAAAAAAUGUAUGAAGAAAUUUUUAGUUUUGAAGAAAGAUACAGAAGUUUAUAUGAGGAAUCAUCAAAAAUAUGUUUUGAAUACUCCAACUCAUUGGAAUUUUGAUAAAAAUUUGAUUUUUAUCUGGAAGUUUAGAAGAUUAUGUAUACGCUUGCAUUCUGAGAAACAAUUUAAAAAAUAUAUAUUUCACAAUUGGCUAUGGAGAUAUACCAAAAGAUGAUGAUUUUGAAACAGAUUGUAAUAAUCGUCACAGAAACAUAUCUGUUGCUAAAACUCAUUUAAAUUUUUUUGUUUUUUAUUUCCUUUGUACAGUCUCCUAUCUCUUGCUAGGAUACCAUUUCAUGUCACAUUAGUAUUGGGCUUGGAUAAGAUAUACAUCCAUUGAUGCACUGGAUUUAGUGGUAACUCAUUUAUGAUGACCACAUUAAAGAUGAACAUCAUUGAGCAAGUAAACUAAACUAAUGGAUAAAAAAAUAGCAAUUUAUCCAAAAAUUGAUGACGGGAAUGAUGAUCUUCAAGUAGCAUCGCAAUCAGCAAUAAUAGCAGUCCUGAUUUUGAUUAUUGAAAUUUAUUUAAAGAUGGAUACUACAAGAAUAUACGGAUACAAGUAUAUA